Messenger RNA from Oryzias melastigma (Indian medaka), 2423 nucleotides. Its product is annotated as mucin-2. NCBI's taxonomy places the organism in Eukaryota, Metazoa, Chordata, Actinopteri, Beloniformes, Adrianichthyidae. The annotation marks the transcript as partial. The transcript has 12 exons. The record is from RefSeq and is a predicted model, not a curated record.
UCACUUCACAAUAUUCCAGUCUAACUUCAACACCAAUUACUUCGACAUUGCAACCAAUCACUGAAACGUCACCACAAACAAGUCCAACAACACCAUUGGUCACUGAAACUUCAACACCAAUUACUUCAACCAUGCAACCACUCACUGAAACUUCACCACAAACAAGUUCAACAUCCCCGUUAGUCAGUCUAACUUCAACACCAAUUACUUCAACAUUGCAACCAAUCACUGAAACUUCACCACAAACAAGUCCAACUACACCAUUGGUCACUGUAACUUCAACACCAAUUACUUCAACAUUGCAACCACUCACUGAAACUUCACCACAAACAAGUCCAACAACACCAUUGGUCACUGUAACUUCAACACCAAUCACUUCAACCAUGCAACCAAUCACUGAAACUUCACCACAAACAAGUCCAACAACACCAUUGGUCACUGUAACUUCAACACCAAUUACUUCGACAAUGCAACCAAUCACUGAAACUUCACCACAAACAAGUCCAACAACACCAUUGGUGAUAGUAACUUCAACACCAAUCACUUCGACCAUGCAACCAGUCAGUGAAACUUCACUACAAACAAGUCCAACAACACCAUUGGUCAGCCUAACUUCAACACCAAUUACUUCGACUUUGCCACCAAUCACCGAAACUUCAACACAAACACACUUGACAUCAUCAGUCAGUGUAACUUCAACACCAAUCACUUCGACUUUGCAACCACUCACUGAAACUUCACCACAAACAAGUUCAACAUCAUCGUUAGUUAGUCUAACUUCAACACCAAUUACUUCAACAUUGCAACCACUAAGUGAAACUUCACCGCAAACAAAUCCAACGUCACCAUUAGUCACCACAGCUUUACCACCAAUUAGUUCAACAUCACCACCAGCAACAUCAGUCAGCCCAUCCUCAACAUUUUUGCCAUCAAUGUACACAACCACACUACCUGGUAGUACAUAUUCCAACCCAGUCAGUGGGACUUCAGCAACAUCUCUGUUGUCAACAACCACAGCAGGAACCACUACAUCUUCUACUGUGUCCCCCACAGCUGCAAUUUCCACUGUCUCGACAGCAGCCAAACCAACUUCACAACCAGUUUCAACAACACCAGCAACAACAACGACAACAACAGUGGCAACAACAACUACCACCGCUGCACCACAACCUGAGGCAACAAUAGUGCUGGUUUUUAAAUUGGAGCAAGAAUUUGACCCUGACCUGGGGAUCCAGAGCUCUGAUGCAUUUAUCGCUCUAGCAAGAGGCAUUGAACGAGAACUUAAUGCCAUUUAUUCAAAGCUAUUUGAAAGGAGAUUCCUUCGAUCAAAAGUCAGAUCUUUUAGACGUGGUUCAGUUGUUGUAGAUUCUGAGCUGGAGUUCAAUAAUGCCACUUCAGUACCAGAAUCUACUAAUGUAGAGAGAGCCCUGUUGGAUGCAUACAACACUUCCACCUUUAACUACACCCUGAACACAACGAGUGUUGCUGCUUCAAGAAUGGAAGUACCUACAAUAACACCAGCAACUACCGUUUUUAUGACCUCAACAGUGAACCCAACAACACCGACAGUAAACAUAACUUCACCAAAUGUGAUUUCAACCACACCUGCUGUCACUGAAACUUCAACAUCCACCAUCACUUCAGCAUCAGUCGCCACCAACACUGUUCCCACAACAGUAACUAAUGUUACAACAAGCACAACAACCAUCCCUGCUUCAACAAACCCAACAGCAACCCCUGCCGAAUCUACAACAGUGUCCUCUACUGCUACUACUCUUACGACAGCGACCACACCAGCAACAGACCCACCGUCUUCUACAGAAGGAACCCUUAGGCUGAUAUUUCGUCUCACCAGAAUCUUUAAUGCAGACUAUGGCAUAAAAUCUUCAGCAGCAUACCAGAUUUUAGCUUUGGAAGUUCUAACAGAGGUUAACAGAAUUGGCAAGAAACUGAACCCAUCUUCCUUCAGGCGCUCCAUCAUUAAUUCGUUCACGAGCGGAUCAGUGGUUGUCAACAUGACUCUUGUUUACGCUAAUCAAACUUCAGUUCCUGAUGUGAACACAGCUAAUCAACAGUUCCAAACUCAACUUGAAAAUUCAAGCUUGUCUGUUGCAAACGGCAGUGUGUUUGUGGAUUCUGCUGUCACUCCGACUACAACUUCAACACCCACAACAGCCACCAACACUGUUCCCACAACAGUAACUAAUGUUACAACAAGCACAACAACCAUCCCUGCUUCAACAAACCCAACAGCAACCCCUGCCGAAUCUACAACAGUGUCCUCUACUGCUACUACUCUUAUGACAGCGACCACACCAGCAACAGACCCACCGUCUUCUACAGAAGGAACCCUUAGGCUGAUAUUUCGUCUCACCAGAAACUUUAUCGCAGACUAUGGUGUAAAAUCUUCAGCAGCAUACCAG